Molecule: messenger RNA, 5313 nt
Organism: Sardina pilchardus (European sardine)
Lineage: Eukaryota; Metazoa; Chordata; Actinopteri; Clupeiformes; Clupeidae
Gene: stk35l
Product: serine/threonine kinase 35, like
Exons: 3
Coding region: 162-1427 (421 amino acids)
Biological process (GO): protein phosphorylation
Cellular component (GO): cytoplasm; nucleus
Molecular function (GO): protein kinase activity; ATP binding
Source: RefSeq, a predicted model, not a curated record
CGUGUAGUGCGGGGUUUUGUCAAUCAAACUCGAAGAAAUAUAGGCCUAUACAUUGUGGGAAAGGCUCAGUGCAAAGGCAAAGCUGCCCUCCACCGAAGAGUUAUGAAAGCAGAGCGAGACGGUUUUUCAAAGCCGUCGUUCAUAACGUAAAGGCAAUCAUCAUGGAUACAUUCGACAAUGCGCCCAGGCGAACGCGGAGAGCCUGUAAAAGAACCGGUUCCCAAGAUGCAACAACGAAAAGGGAAAGCGCCAGCGUGCUUCGGUCGUUGAGCGUUGGAAAUAUAAAUGACAACGAUGUAAUGGGGGAAGAUCUGGAACACCUGAAAAAUGGGAACUUGGAGCGAAGAGUCAUGUCCCCGCGCUAUAGCUUACUCCGUGAGGUUGGACGGGGAAGUUAUGGCGUGGUGUACGAGGCCAUAGCCAGAAGGUCUGGUACGAGAGUGGCCAUCAAGAAACUUCGUUGUGAUGCCCCAGAAAAUGUUGAGCUUGCAUUGGCCGAAUUUUGGGCACUGACAAGUUUGGAAAAACGACACGAGAAUGUGGUCCAGUUGGAAGAAUGUGUACUUCAAAGGAAUGGCAUGGCCCAAAAGAUGAGUCAUGGGAACAAGCAUUCCAAGCAAUAUUUGCGGCUGGUGGAGACUUCAUUGAAAGGAGAGCGGGUCUUGGGCUAUCCAGAGGAGCCCUGUUACCUGUGGUUUGUGAUGGAGUUUUGUGAAGGCGGCGACUUGAACCAGUUCAUCUUGUCGCGGAGGCCCGACCCGCACACCAACUCCAGCUUCAUGCGUCAGCUGAGCAGCGCCGUUGCCUUCCUCCACCAGAACAGCAUCGUGCACCGCGACCUCAAGCCGGACAACAUCCUCAUCUCCGAGCGCUCGGGCACGCCCGUGCUCAAGGUGGCUGACUUUGGCCUCAGCAAGGUGUGCGCGGGGCUGACCGCCGCCGGACAGGGCGCAGUGGCGGGGCACGAGAGGGACGCUGCGGGGGGCGCCGGGCGCCAGGCGGGCACGGCCGCCACCUGCGUCAACAAGAGCGGCGUGAACGUCAACAAGUGCUGGCUGUCGUCGGCGUGCGGCUCCGACUUCUACAUGGCGCCCGAGGUGUGGGAGGGCCACUACACGGCCAAGGCGGACAUCUUUGCGCUGGGCAUCAUCAUCUGGGCCAUGGUCGAGCGCAUCACGUUCAUCGACGCCGAGUCCAAGCGCGAGCUGCUGGGCACCUACGUGCGGCAGGGCAGCGAGAUCGUGCCCGUGGGCGAGGCCCUGCUGGGCAACCCCAAGAUGGUGCUGAGCAUCCCGCAGCGCCGGCGCUCGCACAUGUCGGACGGCGUGCGGCAGCUGCUGCGCGACAUGCUCGCCGUCAACCCGCAGGACCGGCCGGACGCGCUCGAGCUGCACAGCCGUGUGGGGCAGGUCACCUGCGCAGCUUGACCUCUGACCCCUACCCAGCUACGCAGCCUUUCCCCAAGACUCUCUCAGAUCCUCCCUGUCUGAGCCCUGUUCUUCAAAGGGACUGCUAUUAUUGUUUUGAAACUGUGAAGCCCCAUCACCACCAUCGAUAUAAUGUGAAGAAAAGAGGUUCAGCAUCCUCCGAAAUGAGAGAUUCCACGGAUCUUCUUUUUCCGUUUUUAUUGUUAUGCUAUCAGAUAGUUUUUUUUUUUUUUUUUUAAUCUUUCUUUGACUCGAGGAAUGUUUGGAGGUUUACCUUGUAGACUUUUGUUUUUGUUUUGUUGUAUUUUUUUUCCUGACGGUCAGUGAAUGCUUUGCGGAGGCUGUCUUAUGUAAAUCUUUUUUCCAUUUAAUUUUGAUCGUGUGAUACCUGCUGCUGUGUUUGGUGGUGGAAUUCAUAGGAAUGUGCCAGGUGCAUGUCAGGUUGGGCUGUUUUGCCAGCGGCGUUCUGUGUAGUCAGACCUGCUUCCUUGCUUAGAACUCACGCCCUGCUGUUUGCUCUAUUAACAGCUUUACGAAUCUCACCUCACCCCCAACACACACACACACACACACACACAAACAUACAUGCGUUAAAUUAGCUCCUUUUUUAACUCAGACAUAAUUGAUUAUUAGCCAUUUAUGGUUUAUGUUUUGACUGUUUCCAUCAGAGGAAGCAUGAGAUUCUUUUUUAUCUUUCUUCCUCCCUUAAAUUCAGUAAAGACAAAAAUUGCAGUGUCAGAAUGUUUUCUUAUCAGCGCCCAACAUCAACACAUAAUUGUCCCGUUUUUCGUACAGCCUGCGUGCCUUGCAUUUUAACCUUGCUUUGGAAGUGAAUUAGCCGUUUUGAUUCAUUUCUCCAAUCAGAUAACUUUUUGCAGUAAAAAUUCACAUUUUUUUGUUACUCCUAGACACCCUUUUAUUUUUUAGAUGCAGUUGGUCAAAGGUUGCCACAGCUGAUAUCACGAGAUUAUUCUGAGCUGAGAUACCCUCAUCUCGGCACCCAAAGAAAUAUCCCUUCGAAUGAUGCCAGUUGACCUUAUAUUAAAAUGUCAAAGAGAUUUUUUUUAAAGGAUUGUAAAUGAGUGUAGAACUUCUUUUUUUCCCUUCUUUGAAGUAUACCCAGCCCCGCGCCCGUUCUGUGUCCUGCUGAUUGAGUCAUUGCUCCGAAGGAGAUUAGCAGAAUCAAUGAUCAGCCUCAAAUGAGACAAAGAUCUCCAAUUGAAAUCAGUUGUCAUUCAAGACUGAUCUAAUCAGUUGGUUCUGGUGUUCAGUGUUACAGGGCAGAGUGAAUUAAUCAAGUCAGCUGCACACAAAUCAACGUUUAGUCAAUUUCAUAAGAAGUCUUUUUUCUCAUAUUUUUGAGCAGAUGUCCUGGGAAGUUGUCUUGUCAUAGGAGUCUCAAAUAUAGUGCCAAAGAUUAGCCCCAAAUCAUUAAAUACCAUAACUAGAUAAUUAUCUCUACCUAAUGUCAGUCUAAAAUGUCUACAAUCGUGUUCCCUUUCAAUUUCCUUUCAUCCCGCAAUUUUGAAAUAUUUGUGAUUAUUAUUGUUUUUAAAUAGGAGUAUUUCACUUCACAUCCUAAAUCUGAUUAAUUGCAAUUUCAAUCGCAAAAAUCAUCUGUUGCAUAGAUACUACUUUUAUGGUGUGAACACGGAUGUAUGAGUCACAAAAUUUCCCCUUAGCUAUCAGCUUAGACCAGUAGACUUUCUACAACCAUUUCUACAACCAUUCUCAUUACUUUCACUCUGGCUUUGCUUCGGCCCUAGUGCAUCAAGGUUCCAUUAUAGAUACCUCAUAUUAGUGUUGACGGUUGCAACUACAAAUAUGGACAUUAUCUACAAAAAAUAUGUGCACAUGUCACAUCGGUGUAUAAUUCCAUUGUGCAGAUUGUCAUCAGUGUAAGUCACUAAUCAUGACCAGUGCCUGUGUCUGCAGUCAGUUUUAGUUGUCUGUGUAGUUCUACCUCAGUGUUUUUGCUUGCUGUCUCCAUAAACUUCAUUGGGUUAUUUUAAGUAUUUGGUUUAGUGAAAAAAGUUAGCUCAAAGUCAGUGUUCUGCUAUUAGAGGGUUUACCACUUACUUUGAGUUCAUGUAGCCAGGGCUUUCACUAAACCACAUUCUGGGAAUGCCCUCCUGAUCUACUUGCACGUGACCAUGUGUGAUUUGUUCUUGGAACCAGAUGGGUAGAUGUGUUCGAAAUGGACCAGAACGGCUUUGGAAAGGGAAUGGGUGGAUUUCACUUCAGUAUUCCUUUUUUUGUGUAAAAUACUACCUAAAACUUGUUGCAUAUUGAAUUUCACACGGUUUUAGUCGUUUAUACUUUUCUUUGGGGAAGGCUCUGUUGUUUUUCUUUACACCAGUGUUUUCCUUUGGUUAAGAACUAUAUUUCGGGUUAUGUUUACCGCUGAACCUCAACCAGGUUGACCAGUGCUGAAAGUAUGUUUUUGUUUUACCAUAGAACAUGGUGAUUUCAAAACAGAUUCUUGUUCUUGACCACCAUUUUUAAAGAUUUGUUUGUGAUCAGGAGAGACCGUUAUAGUGAGAGUGGUAGAGUUCCGGUUAGUCGAACAUGAAUAACAAUAACUCUUCAGUUGAAGCACACUUAGUGUUUUAUUUAAAUGUAAUAUAAUUAUGUAGUGCUAACAUUCUUGUGAUGUUUCUUUUUUUCCCUGUCAUGUUGAUACUGAGUAAGCUGCAAAUACACUGUAAGUACCUCAUGUUUCACCUGUUUUCAUUCUGUUUGCAGUGAGCCUUUGAAACAAGUUACAUGUUUGCUCAACUGGCGAUUCCAUUGUUUCUGGGAGCUGAAGGGACCAUUACUUUAGUUCUUGUGUGUGGAAAUUAUGCGCUUGAUAUUAAAUUGAUUUUUUUUUAUUUUUAUUAUUUAGGGAUUAAGCUUUUGAAAUGUGAUGCAGAUGGACAUGGUCAAAAACAAGCUUUAUGCGUGUUUCAUUGUGGUUUUUCAUGGAUGAUGCAUGUGGAACGUUUAUUUUGUAUUAAAUAUUUUUUAAAUGUUUUUUAAUCCCAGUAUUUUAUAUGUUCUUGCUAAGUGAAAUCCAAUUCGUCUUAGCUACCUUGGAAUCUAAACCACUCAUGAACCCUGUAAGGCAUAGUGGCUUAGUAAUAUUUUUAGACGUUUAAUUUGUGACACGUUAUGUUUUAGUUGUGACCUAAAGCCCUAUGAAUAGUCUGGUAAUCAAUUCCUCACAGUUUACAACACGUGUUCACCAUUACUGCAUAAUGUGCACCAACACAACAAAAUUAAAUGUACCCCAUCUUUCACGUGUUAAGAAGGAACGUAACAGGAUCUGUUGAAAACACUUAAGUUAAGUGUGAGACAAGAUUGUGUAUAUUGUCAGGGGGGUGUCUCUGCUCAGUUAUUGCAGUUCAGUAAUGAACAAUUUAAAGGUAGACAUCGUUCAUCAUUUUUCUUUGGUAAUGGCUUCAGUACAGCUAGAGGAAAGACUCGUCUGUGACUUUAUUUGAUCUGUGAAUCAUUUCGUUCUGGGCGGAGUUCUGCCAUUUUGGCAUUGGGUUGUUACAAAAAAAAAAAAUAACACUCCACUUGAACACUUGUAACCAACCUCUUCUCUAUGCAACCCUACCUACUCUGCACACCUGGCCAGGUAGUACUUCUCUACUUCUGCAUUUCACUGUUAAGAACGUGUCCUCUUGUUUUUCUCUUCUGUACUGGAUUUGGCACGGAGAGGGAGGCUAUGGCUUUGAGUAAUGUGAAUAUAUCCUGUUCUCAAUGACAUGUACAGUUAUUUGUCAUAGAGUUCACUGAGCUGAUAGACCCUUCAGUGAAUUAUGUUGCCGUUAUUGUAAGCAAUGGAUAACUUUUUGUUUUGAUUUUUUUCUUUCAAUAAACUCCUCCGAAAUCAUGA